Messenger RNA from Artibeus jamaicensis (Jamaican fruit-eating bat), 4171 nucleotides. RefSeq names its product NGFI-A binding protein 1 (gene NAB1). The record is from RefSeq and is a predicted model, not a curated record. NCBI's taxonomy places the organism in Eukaryota, Metazoa, Chordata, Mammalia, Chiroptera, Phyllostomidae. Gene Ontology annotation, cellular component: nucleus. Gene Ontology annotation, molecular function: transcription factor binding; transcription coregulator activity. The transcript is spliced from 8 exons. The coding region runs from base 278 to 1735 and encodes 485 amino acids. Gene Ontology annotation, biological process: negative regulation of DNA-templated transcription.
UCUCGCCCGGGAAUCAGGGAGCUGCAGCCGCCGCUACCGCGACCGAGCGACUGCCGUCGGGGCUGGCGGGCGGGAAGAGCGGCGGGUCGGAACUGGGGGGGAGCAGGAGAGCGUGCCCACCACCUUCCCUUCCCCCCUCGAUGGGCGCGGGGGCGUCCCGGCCGCCGCUGCAGUCUGUGGAGGGAGAGCCGGGGGCCGUCACUUCGGAGUUGAGGUUGAGCAGCCUUCGGGGGAGAGCGCGCCAAGACCGCUGGCCGAGUUAAACACAUCCACAGUAAUGGCUGCGGCCUUACCCAGGACCCUGGGGGAGUUGCAGCUGUAUAGAAUAUUACAAAAAGCCAAUCUGCUCUCUUAUUUUGAUGCCUUUAUCCAACAAGGUGGUGAUGAUGUCCAGCAACUCUGUGAAGCUGGAGAAGAGGAAUUCUUGGAAAUCAUGGCCCUUGUGGGCAUGGCUAGCAAGCCCCUUCAUGUUAGAAGGCUGCAGAAGGCGUUGAGAGACUGGGUUACAAACCCUGGCCUUUUCAAUCAGCCACUGACUUCCCUGCCUGUUAGUAGCAUACCCAUCUAUAAGUUACCAGAGGGAUCACCAACGUGGCUGGGAAUAUCCUGUAACAGUUAUGAAAGGAAUAGCAAUGCCCGGGAACCUCAUGUAAAAGUCCCCAAGUGUGCUGCCAUCACCUGUGUGCAGAGCUUGGGACAGGGGAAAUCAGAUAUGGGGAGCUUAGCACUGCAGGGUGUUGGCGAGUCCAGACUCUGGCAAGGCCACCAUGCCACUGAGAGCGAGCACAGCCUCUCCCCAGCAGAUCUUGGCUCCCCAGCUUCCCCUAAAGAAACCAGUGAGGCACUGGAUGCUGCAGCCGCGCUCUCUGUAGCCGAGUGUGUGGAGCGAAUGGCCUCUACACUACCAAAAAGUGACUUGAAUGAAGUGAAGGAGCUGCUAAAAACCAACAAGAAGUUGGCCAAAAUGAUUGGUCACAUCUUUGAGAUGAGUGAUGAUGAUCCACACAAAGAGGAGGAAAUUCGAAAAUACAGUGCAAUAUAUGGCAGGUUUGACUCAAAGAGAAAGGAUGGGAAACAUCUCACACUUCACGAGCUCACUGUGAAUGAAGCGGCUGCCCAGCUCUGUGUGAAGGAUAAUGGCCUCCUGACAAGAAGAGAUGAACUUUUUGCCUUGGCUAGGCAGAUUUCUCGAGAAGUCACUUAUAAAUAUACUUACAGAACCACCAAGUCCAAAUGUGGAGAAAGAGACGAAUUAUCUCCAAAGAGAAUUAAAGUGGAGGACGGGUUUCCAGAUUUCCAGGACUCUGUGCAGACCCUUUUCCAGCAGGCUAAAACCAAGAGUGAAGAACUCGCUGCUCUUAGUUCACAGCCUGAUAAGGUAAUGGCAAAGCAGAUGGAGUUCCUUUGCACCCAAGCUGGCUACGAGAGACUGCAGCAUGCUGAAAGAAGACUAUCUGCAGGACUUUACAGGCAAAGCUCAGAAGAGCACAGCCCUAACGGCUUGACUUCGGAUAACUCUGAUGGACAAGGAGAAAGACCUUUGAAUCUCCGAAUGCCUAAUAUACAGAACAGACAACCCCGUCAUUUUGUGGUGGAUGGGGAGCUGAACAGACUUUACUCCAGCGAGGCCAAGUCCCACUCAUCAGAGAGCCUUGGGAUUUUAAAAGACUACCCUCACUCAGCUUUUACUUUAGAAAAGAAAGUCAUUAAAACAGAGCCUGAAGAUUCAAGAUAGCUGUGAUUUUCGCCCUGUUCUUUGGAAAUGGCAUCAGUUUUAAGGAUAAUGCUCCAUCAUAGAAAUAAGCCUUAAUAACCAGUGUUGCCUCAUUCAGCUCCAACAGAUUUCAUAGCCAAAGCAUAAGGACUAAUACAGUGGUCUGUGGAAACCAGGAAGAGAGAACAAGAGCCACAAAGGAAAAAAAUCUAAAGAAUGUUGUAACAAAAAUAUUGAUCCAUUCACAUUCCUGUGUAAGUCAUUUUAUGUGGAAAGGCUUACAAAUUAAUAUUGUAAGCAUCUAUUAUUUAAGAAUGUACAAUGUGUUUGUGUAAUUUAUAGAAGUAAAAUCUAGAUGUUAAGACCUGUUUGGUCCAGUAGAUAUGGAUAGUUUAUUUUACUUGAAAUUUCAUUGUCUACUUUAAGUGUAUUUAGCAUAAGUAUUAUUAUAUAUGUCAGAGUUUAGAAUCUUUGCAGUCAUAAAAAAGAAAGUUUAAGUAAUGUAGUUAUUGGCAAGGUUGCAAGUGACUUUGGAAGAACAGAAUUUAGCAAACACUCAGUUUAAAACAAGGAAAAUUUAGUGGAUUUAAUACUUGAUGAAAUUGAUUUUGUUUAAUAGGAAAUGUGUCCUUUAUAGUAGUAAAAUGUUCUUUUAACUGGCUUAAUCAGGUAUAUGUACCCAAUUAGUAAAUAUUGGAGUAAAGUUGGAAAGGUGAGAAACACAGUAGAAAAUCUUUCAUACUUAGUUGACCCAGAUUGCAUUAUAUGAUAGCUACUAAAGAUAUAACAAAAAUAAGGAGCUAUUACUCAAAGAACUUGAAACAAGUGGACUGAUGUGUAAAAGCCUUGACUUAAACAUUGCCAUUUCAGAAUGUGUUAAGUAGAUUAAGAUAUAGUAAGUUAACCCUAAAUGUGAUAAAGAUGGUGACUGUUAACAAAGACUGUAAUAUAUAAUAAAGUAAAUACCGUUUUAUAUCCAGAAAUUCUUCUCUACAUUCUGGAAACAGAGAAACUAAAUUGCUCUCCCCCGGGAAUGUCUUCCCACCCAAACCUUCACAAGUGUGGACAAUCACUACAUCCGCAUUUGCAGGCAUAUUUCCAUGGUGGUUUACUUGACAUAUAUUCUUUAUUUAUUUUUUAAUUUCCUUUUUGUACACCUUUCAGAUUUGUGAAUGCAGAUUUUUUAAAAUUUGAUUUUCACUUGAAAAUACAUUUUAAUUCCCCCUAUUUAAUGGGCUGUGUGCAUAUAUGUGGGGGUGUGCUUAAAUGUUAAUAGCGUACAUGCAUACUUAUGAGAAUUUCACACAUUAGAAUACAUAGUAAGAAAAUAAAAUGCUAUUAGCAACUUGUAUUUUUUCUGUUGGUUUAAGAGAAGAUAUUUACAGCUUUACCUACUUCCUCCAGACUCAUCUAAGCCCAGAUGUUGCUGAAAAGAGCAUAUUGACUUGGAAUAUGUGGGGGUUUUUUGUUCUCAGUUCUGCUCUAGGUCAUAACUGUUUAAAAAUAUUAAGUCAUAAUUGUUAUACUAAAAUUCAUCAGCCAAAUGUUAGAUGAAAUGUCUGUACUGUAGUCUCUAAUCACUGUCACAUAUAUAAGUGCUUUUUCAUUUUGGUUUGUAGAAUAGCUUUACAAUAGAAAUACCAGUAAACAAUAUCUAUACUGUUACAAGGCUUUUUUUCCCUUCCUACAUGUUUUAACUGUACCAUAGUGUUUUGCCCCCAGAGAAGCUUUUUAUGGAUCUUGCAACUUUGUUGCUAGCUUGAGGUUGAUUAUUGUGGUUGUAUUGUUCAAUGUGUGUAGAAAUAGUAUGAAUGUGAUUUAAAUAGAUUGUUCAGUUUUUAAUAUUAGCCAUAGAACUGGUUAGUAUCUCAGUAGUUUCAUGAAACGUUUCCUGUAUUCUAAUCUAUUUUGAGAAAUUUUGUGGGUUUUUUAGAAUUGUGUCUUAUAGUUCAAGUUUGGAAAUUUUAAUAAGCAACAAUUUUUAAAGAUGCUAUAAUUGUCCAAGUAAUAUUUAUCCAUCUUUUAUGGCCCCACAAACUGCAUCUUUAAAUCUAUAAAUGUUUCCUUAAGCAUCAUACUUUUCUGCUCUUUCAAGCUUAGUGGUAAGAGGGAAGCACAAGAAUUUCAGUAGAAUACAGUUUUUAUUUUGUAAACACUAAUGUAUUAAAUUUACUAUACAUGGAAGCAAAUAAUAUAUAUUUUUAUUUGAAUUGUAUAUAUGAAUUGGAUGUUAUAACAGGUUGAUUUUUUUCAUUGUGUUAGAGGUAUUUUCACUGAACAAGGUCAAUUGGUUACCUCAGUAUUACAGCCAAUAUAGUACAAGGGACCAUUUCUCCCUCAGUCCGUGUUGUAUUUUAUUACGUGAAGUCUGCGUUUCUGUGACUCUUAAAGCUGUUGGUGAGGUGGGAUGAGUGCACUUGCUUCCUGUGGCAAUAAAGAUUUUCUGUGCCUCACACA